UAUCGAAUGUUGUUGUACCCAAAUCUUGCAAGAAAAGCCAGAACAUUCAGGCAUAAAGACAGUGAUCUUGAUAUAUUUGAUGAUAACAACCUCAGACAAAGGUAUAGAUUCAGUAGGGCAAGCAUUGAGUACAUUACUGACCUAAUUAGAGACCAAUUGGAGAGACCAACUAAAAGAAGUCACAGCUUGUCCCCAGAGCAGCAGGUGAUGUUGGCCCUGAGGUUCUAUGCCACAGGAUCCUUCGUGCAGGUGAUUUCCGACCUGCAAGGUUUUGACAAAGGAACAGGCAGCAGAGUUAUUGUCAAAGUAACCAAUGCUCUUGCUGGACUGAAGGAUCGGUUCAUUAAAUGGCCUAAUGACGAGGAGAGGGAAGUAAUUCACGCUGGGUUCUAUGAAAUGUGCCAAUUCCCUAAUGUGCUUGGAUGUUUGGAUGGCACGCACGUCAAGAUACAAGGUCCAUCUACACCCCAAUGGUACCGUGAACUGGAGAAUGCUGGUCCAAGGCCUACCUAUGAAUCAACCUUUGUCUGCAGAAAGCAAUAUCACAGCAUAAACACUCAAGGCAUUUGUGACCACAAAGGGAAACUAAUUAACGUUGUAGCAAGAUGGCCAGGAGCAACUCAUGAUUCCCACAUAUUUAAAGAAAGCCAAAUUGGGCAGCACCUGUCAGAAAACAACCAAGGCAUGAGAGAAGGAUAUUUGUUAGGCGACUCCGGCUACCCGUGUAAGCCAUUUCUGCUCACACCAUACCUCAGACCGACGACACAGGCGGAAAAGCGAUACAACACAGCUCAGAAGAAGACGCGAAACUCCAUAGAACGUUGUUUUGGGACAUUGAAGCGAAGGUUCCACUGUCUUCAUGGUGAAAUCCGCAUGCGCCCUGAACGCACUUGCAAGAUUAUCAUUGCUUGCUGUGUAUUAAACAACAUUGCAAUAGACAGGAGAGAGCCCCUGCUAGGGCGUCCACGGCGGGAACCACACGAAAGACAUGUCUACCAGGGCCCCCACGAUGGACUUGCUGUGCGCAGAUUUGUGACAGAACGAUUCUUUCAGCAGUAG
Molecule: messenger RNA, 1059 nt
Organism: Lineus longissimus
Lineage: Eukaryota; Metazoa; Nemertea; Pilidiophora; Heteronemertea; Lineidae
Product: putative nuclease HARBI1
Exons: 2
Coding region: 7-1059 (350 amino acids)
Source: RefSeq, a predicted model, not a curated record